Messenger RNA from Scylla paramamosain (green mud crab), 10911 nucleotides. RefSeq names its product probable ubiquitin carboxyl-terminal hydrolase FAF-X. Gene Ontology annotation, molecular function: cysteine-type deubiquitinase activity. The record is from RefSeq and is a predicted model, not a curated record. Bases 247 to 8376 code for a protein of 2709 amino acids. Gene Ontology annotation, cellular component: cytosol; nucleus. The transcript has 52 exons. Gene Ontology annotation, biological process: cell migration; protein deubiquitination. NCBI's taxonomy places the organism in Eukaryota, Metazoa, Arthropoda, Malacostraca, Decapoda, Portunidae.
AACCUCCAUCGGUGCUGCUAGAGGUCGAUAAUGGCUCAAAAACUCAUCGCAUUUACAGUCGCCAUUUUGACGAAAGGGACCCCUCCUUCUGUCAGCUGUCCUCUGUGUUAAAUUGCGUUGGAGGGACUGUUGACAAUCUUGUGUGGAUUGGAUGGCAGUUCAAAGUGGAUGCAUGGUUAGAAGUGCGGGAUCUGGUCGUUCCACUGGGUGAGGGACAGGCCUGCACCGCCACCUCACAACAGCGCUAUGACCAUCGCAAUGAUAGCCAAUCAGGACCACCCACAGGAGGGGCCACCAAACACUCCGCCACAGGGUGGGGAUGGGGAAGUGCCGGGUGAAGGGGAAGGGGAAGACAUGGGUGGGGCAGAGCCAGACUUCCCUCUCGAUCCCCUGAGCCGCCUUGAUGAGAUGAUCCACCGGCAAAGGUGGGUUGUCCCUGUCCUGCCCAAGUGUGAGUUGGAGGUACUUCUUGAGGCAUCCAUUGAUCUUUGUCAGAGAGGACUAGAUACUAGAAGUGAGGCAUGUCAGAGAUUCUUUAGGGAAGGUCUGACUAUAUCUUUUACGAAAAUUCUCACGGAUGAAGCUGUGAACAGUUGGAAGUAUGAAAUCCACAGAUGCAUCUUGAAAAACUGUGAGAAGUUAAUAGAGUUAGUAGUAGUGAAGCUGCACCAAGACUGGUUUUCUUUACUUGACCUUCUUGCUAUGGUGCUGAGUCCUAAUUCCAAAUUUCAUACAUUCAACAGUACACGUUCCUCUGAGACGGUUCAACAGGGAUCACAGAUCCCAGACUAUGAACUCUAUGCUAGACCCCCUGAUCCUAGAAAUCCUCGAGGGUGGCUAGUGGACCUCAUUAAUCUCUUUGGUAAGCUCGGUGGCUUUCAGAUCCUCCUUGAACGAUUCCAGUCGGGCAAGAACCUCUCAGUCCCAGUCAUCUGUGCUCUCCUUCGACCCUUCGGCCUCUGCUAUGAGAUGCUCACAGUGUCUACUAUAGAAAAAUACUUCAUGCCUAUUGUAGAAGUAGUGCCUGCCUUCCUUGAGAACCUCACUGAUGAGGAGCUGAAGAAGGAGGCCAAGAAUGAAGCGAAAAACGAUGCAUUGUCUGCCAUCAUCAAAGCCAUCAAGUGCCUGGUAUCCCGUGUUCCCAGCCAGGAGGAAACCGCCAAAAAUCUUGAGAUUUUUAGGUUAAAGAUGAUACUCAGGUUACUGCAAAUUUCCUCAUUUAAUGGUAAGAUGAAUGCACUCAAUGAGGUGAAUAAAGUGAUCACCAGUGUGUCCUACUACUCACAUCGCCAUGGUCCAGUCGAGGAGGAGGAGUGGCUGACUGCAGAGCGAAUGGCGGAGUGGAUCAAGGAGAAUCGCGUCCUUCAGAUUGUACUGCGGGAUUCCCUUCACCAGCCGCAGUAUGUAGAAAAACUUGAGAAGAUCAUCCGCUUCAUCAUCAAGGAAAAGGCACUUACACUAGAAGAUCUGGAUGAUAUAUGGGCUGCCCAACAUGGGAAGCAUGAAGCAAUUGUAAAGAACGUGCAUGACCUCCUUGCAAAGUUGGCAUGGGAUUUCUCUCCUGAACAACUUGAUCACCUUUUUGGCUGUUUCCAGACAAGUUGGAGCCAAGCCAGUAAAAAGCAACGUGAAAAGUUGUUAGAAUUGAUUAGAAGGUUAGCAGAAGAUGACAAGGAUGGUGUUAUGGCUCACAAGGUUUUGUCACUUCUGUGGUCGCUGGCCCACUCAGAUGAUGUGCCCACUGAGAUCAUGGACCAGGCACUCAAUGCCCAUGUCAAGAUCCUUGACUACUCCUGCUCACAGGACCGGGACAUCCAAAAGAAACACUGGCUUGACCGAUGUGUUGAUGAACUGAAGCAUGACAAAUGGGUGCUUCCUGCCCUCAAGCAAAUACGUGAAAUUUGCUGCUCAUACAGUGAGGCACCACCCAACUUCUCUCAGCAUCAACGGCCAACACCUCAUGUCAGUUACCGACAUGACAUUAUCUCCAAACUGCAGAACCAACAUUCCCUGGUGGUGCUUGUGGCCGACAACCUCACUACCUACAUGAAGAAUAUCAGAAUAGCAGCUAAAGAGAACCCUGAUUUGAAUCCUGCAGAUAUAAUACCAGAUGGAAGAUAUAAUCACAUAUACCAAGUUCAAGAACGACUAAGUUUUCUUAGAUUUUUAUUAAAGGAUGGGCAGUUAUGGUUAUGUGCCCCUCAAGCAAAACAAAUAUGGAACUGUCUAGCAGAGAAUGCAGUUUUCACUGUGGAUCGUGAGUCUUGCUUCAAGUGGUUUUCAAAGUUGAUGGGAGAUGAACCUGAUUUGGAUCCAGAGAUUAACAAGGAUUUCUUUGAGAACAACAUAUUACAGCUCGAUCCUUCUUUGCUCACAGAAAAUGGCAUGAAAUGUUUUGACAGGUUCUUUAAAGCAGUGAAUUCCAAAGAAGGUAAACUUGUAUUGAAGCGGCGAGUCCACCUCAUGGAUGAUGAUGACCUCAUUGGGGUAGACUACGUGUGGCGGGUUGUGCUGUGUGGAACUGAGGACAUUGCUAGUCGUGCCAUUGAGCUGCUGCGAGAAACCUUCACCAAUCUAGGACCAAGACUGCAGGCCAAUCGUGUUAUCAUACAUGAUGACUUCCUUUCCAGUUGUACGUCCCGUCUUAAGGCUAUGUAUGACACUGUAUCAGUGUUAGAUCGGGACAAGGAUUCUAUUAAUAGAGUUCGGCAGGACACCACAAGGAUGUGCCGAGUCCUGAAGGUCCUCUAUGAAUAUGUGUCUGAGUGUGACGGGGAUUUUGGGGAUGAUCGAUCCAUUCUUCCACUUGGAAGAGCAUCAAGAGGGAAGCACCUGUCACUAUUGGUGAGGUUUCCAGUACAGGGACGGCAGCCAGAUGAACUGGAUGUCUGGACUCACACCAAUGACACCAUGGGCUCCAUUAGACGGCAGGUUCUUCACCGAUUGAAAUCUACAGCACCUAAUGUGAAGGUGGAACUUUACUUGAACACUGAUCCUAUAGACCCUGUGGAGGACAAAAAAAUCAUUGCCCAGAUGCCACUGAGGGAUAAAAUGGUUUUAACAGCUAAACUGGUGCAAGUGGGGAGCAACAUGCCUUCAUCUCCAGACAGCUCUUCAGACUCCUCCACAGGCUCUCCACAGCAUCCAUAUGAGGGGCCCAAUGUUGAGGCGGAAAACUGUCUUCCGGGUGUUAUAAUGUCUGCACAACCAAAGUACACACAAUUCUUGCUCCAGUUAGCUGACCUGGGCUGCACCUUACAGCUGCCACAGCUCAGAGAUAGUGCCCGGGCACUCCUUAAUAUCAUGCCUGCUGACCAAUUUACAGUCAACAACCUACGAACUAUCUGCUUGGAACAUGCCAAGGUUGGGGACCAGAGUUUAUCUCCUUCCCUUGAGAACAUUGUCUUCUCUUCAUCACCUUCACAAGUUCUCUAUAACCUUCAAGUGCUGUAUUCACUGCUUAUGCCAGCCCACAACCCCAUGGCAGAGAAGGCCCUCGAGUUCCAGUACAAUUUCAUGAAGAGUGGAGGAGUGAAGAUUAUUAUAGAUGUGUUGGCUAAGAACAAUUUUCUCUCCAACACAGACAUGCCAACUAAAAGAUCAGCCUUUCUAGUGGUUUUAAAAUUAGCCAAGUUGGCCUUUGUGACAGUUGGCUAUGCCAUUGUUGGUGUGGUAGCUGGGUCUGUAACAUCCAGCACCUCAGCAACCACUAAUAGCAAUGGUGGCACGGAGGAAGGCUCCCCAACCCAAGGAGGAGGAAUACCAGCCUCAACACACACACAGGCACUAGUGCUGCAAGAGGCACUGCACCACAUCCCCAACCCAGCCUCAGAUUGUAUGGUGCGGAACGUGGCCUCCCGUCUUGCCCAGUCCCUCCACGACCAGGUCACUAUCACCUCCUGCCUCUGGGCACAAUUUGUAACAGGUGUUGUUCCAGACAUGAGUGUUGUCCGAGCCAUCCUCAAAAUUACUUGGGCAUCAGCAUCAGGCCAAGUCCACUUAAUCACCUCCUCUUUAGAUGAAAUUGAAAAAGCCACUGAGAGGCCACCCACAAAACCCCCAGACCCAGAAGACCUUCAGGUGUGUCGUGAAGGUCUGGAGACAUUGUCUGUAGUGUUGGCCCUUUAUCCUCCUGCCCUGGAGACCCUAACCAAGGACAGCCAAUUCCACAAGCUUGUGAUGGGUCUGGUGCUAGUGGGUGGGGAGCGCAGUAUUCGACAGUGUGCAGUGGAACAGUUGUUACUCAUGGCAACAAAGUGUUCCAAUUCCCCACACACCCUUGUUGUCUUCAUUGUCAUGCUCUUCAAUGUGUUGAAUGGCGUGAAUGGCGAGUAUUCUAAGGAGUAUUUCCAGUUGCUGUGUGGACUGUUAAACUGGGCCUGUAUGUCAAACGUGGCUGUGACGGGUGUUGAUCGCCUUCUGGCAGCUGAGGUGGAGUGGCUUAAGAAUGUGCGGGCCAGUGUAUCUCAAAUGGCUCAGGGUGGCCCAGAGCCACCUGUGGAUGAGACGCUCCUGGAGGGCCAUUUGUGUGUCACACGGGAGCUGGUGGCCUUCCUCCCUCCUGAAAAGAAAUAUGAAAUUGGCGGUGACCCCUCCAAAAUGAUAUUUCUUAUCAGGGAACUUGUAGAAGACUUUAUAUUCCCUUUUUCUAAGGUGUACCUUCAAUUAGAGCAUGCGUCUGAGAUGCCUGCUGAGCAGGCCAUACCAGUGUGCUCAACUCAACCAACUGUGAUAGCAGCUUAUGAACUCCUAGUCACUCUCUGUACAGGCUGUGUCCCCAACCUCAAACUCCUGGCAGAAAUGCUCACUAACAUGUAUUAUUCUGAUUGUGACGAGAGCAUUGGGGAAUGGGAGUACCUGCCCCCAGUUGGUCCAAGGCCCUUCAAAGGUUUUGUGGGGCUUAAAAAUGCGGGUGCCACUUGUUACAUGAACUCUGUCCUGCAGCAGCUGUAUAUGAUUCGGCAGAUCAGACAUGGUGUGUUAGCAGUUGAGGGAGCAGCCACUGACCCUGAAGAAGAUUUCAGUGGAGAGGAGAGGAUGGAACAAGAGACAAAUCUUGAUGGCAAUGAGGAGGACACAAUGAGCAGUAGUUCCAAUGAGGAGAGCAGAAAAGAGUACCACAUAGGAAUCCUUAAGCAGGUGCAGGCAAUCUUUGCACACCUAGCCUGCUCUAAGCUGCAAUACUAUGUUCCAAGAGGUCUUUGGAAGCAUUUCAAGCUGCAGGGUGAGCCAGUCAACUUACGUGAACAACAUGAUGCUUGUGAGUUUUACAACAUCCUUGUGGAGAGUCUAAAUGAGGCCCUAAAGGCUCUUGGGCAUGAACAAAUUAUGAACAAGAUCCUUGGUGGCUCAUACUCGGAUCAAAAGAUUUGCAAAACCUGCCCACACAGGUAUUCUCGAGAAGAAACCUUCACAGUCAUCAGCAUAGACAUCCGGAACUACAGCAACCUGUACGACUCCCUCGAGCAGUAUGUGAAGGGAGAUCUGCUAGAGGGGGACAAUGCUUAUCUUUGUGAGAAGUGUGAAAAAAAGGUCGAUACAGUGAAGCGAAUUUGCCUGAAGAAGCUGCCUCCAAUCAUGGCCAUCCAGCUCAAACGAUUUGACUAUGACUGGGAGAGGGAGUGUUCCAUCAAAUUCAAUGACUACUUUGAGUUUCCCCGAGAGUUGGAUAUGGAUCCCUACACAGUUGCUGGACUGGCAAGAAAUGGGGAAUUGAUAGACUAUGACCCAGAAGAUAUGAAGCCAGUGUGUAGCAAAUACAAGUUGACUGGCAUUGUGGUGCACAGUGGCCAGGCAAGUGGUGGACACUACUACUCUUACAUCCUGCACAGAAAUGGAAAUGACCAGCGGUGGUACAAGUUUGAUGAUGGGGAGGUGACAGAGUGCAAGAUGGAUGAUGAAGAUGAAAUGAAGAAUCAGUGUUUUGGUGGUGAAUAUAUGGGUGAGCAAGUCUUUGACAACAUAAUGAAGCGGGUGAGUUAUCGUCGGCAGAAGCGGUGGUGGAAUGCUUACCUCCUUUUUUACACCAGAUUGGAUGUGGAAGAGGAUAAUCUCUGCAACUCUCUCAAUGAGCUGAGUUUAGCGGAGCGACCAGGGUUAAUAAAAAUGCCCAGUGCCAUUGACCGAUCAGUGGUGAGGCAAAAUGUUCGGUUCAUGCACUCCAGGUCCCAGUUUUCUCCUGAGUACUUCCAGUUCCUGAAAAAGCUCAUCAUGACCAACCACCCAUUUGUCCUCCAACCCCCUCAGGACAGGGUUGCUGAGGCUGAAGAAAUUGCCAUGAUCAGUGGUCAGCUCUGCAGCAAGUUUCUUUUCUCUGUUGGGUUGCAUACCAAAAAGACUUUACGAGGCCCAGCAAGUGAAUGGUAUGACGCGCUGCAGGUUCACCUGAGAGCCUCAGUCCACACCCGUGCCUGGUUUGCCCAACAUGUGUUGUUUGCUCAGCCGCACCGCUUUGUUGAGUAUCUCCUUGAGUGUCCUGCACCUGAAGUGAGAAUGGUGUUUGGCAAGCUCAUUGUACUGGUGGCUCACUGUGCCCGCAAUGACCCUCCUCUGCCCCUUGGCUGGGGACCCCUCAAGCACCACCCAGGUCUGGACAUGAGUGGGGGCAGCUGCACCCUUAGUGACCAGUUGCUGGUGGCAGUGCUGUUGCUGCUCAACAAGGAGGUGUCUGAGCAUGGCCGCCACCUUGUCCAGUACUUCCAUCUCUUUCACCUGUAUGCUUCCCUUGGCCCUGCUGAGAAAUUACAACUCCUUAAGUUGAAUGUGGUGGAGAUGUUCAUGCUGGUAGCACUGGAUGAGGGUCCUGGUCCAGCUAUUAAGUACCAGUAUGCUGAGCUGGGCCGCCUCUAUCAGGUGGUAUCCCAGCUCAUCAGGUGUUGUGAUGUAUCUCAGAAACAGCAGUCAUCCCAGCCUAACACUGCACCAGUGCCCAACCCUCAUGGUGACCCAUCCUGCCCAGAGCCACUGAUGACCAUUGAACCCAAAGUGGCUGAAAUCCUCUAUGGCCGACCAACGUAUGUGAAGAAAAUAAUUGAAGAUGCCAACACAUCAGAAGAUACAGUGAAGCUGUUGAAGUUCUGCUGCUGGGAAAAUCCUCUCUUUUCUUCUGCUGUCCUCUCAGAACUUUUAUGGCAGAUUGCCUACUCAUACACUUAUGAGCUGCGACCAUACCUUGAUCUGCUUCUCCACAUGCUACUCUUGGAGGACUCAUGGCAGAACCAUAGAAUUCAUAAUGCACUCAAGGGAAUUCCUGAUGACAGAGAGGGUCUGUUUGACACCAUACAAAGGAGUAAAAACCACUAUCAGAAGAGAGCUUACCAGUGCAUCAAGUGCAUGGUAGCACUUUUCUCUUCAUGCUUGGCAGCCCAGCAAAUGUUGAACUCAAAUGGUGAAUUGAAGCGCAAAUGGACAUGGGCUGUGGACUGGCUGAAUGAUGAACUGGACCGACGGCCUUAUGUGGCCAACCAGCAGUAUGGCUUCAAUAACUGGUCACCACCAGCCCAAAGCAAUGAGACCAGCAAUGGGUAUUUCCUAGAGCGUUCACCUAGUGCACGUUCCACCCUGGAGAAGGCAUAUGAACUGUGUCCUGAAGAUGAACCAGAGCCAGAAGAAUGUGAGGAGGCAGAGGUGGCCAUACCUGAGGAUGUUGCCCCUCUCCCUCCAGUAUCUGAGGCAGGACAACAACAACAGCAAUCCCAACAGCAACAGCAGCAGCAACAACAACAACAACAACAACAACAACAACAACAACAACAACAACAACUUGGGCAAUUACAACAGCAGCAGAUGCAGCUCCAGCAGCAGCAGCAGCAGCAGCAGCAGCAGCAGCAGCAACAACAUCAGCAACAACAAAAUCAACAACAACAACAACAACAAAAGCUGCCACCUACCUCAGGAUCUCAACCUUCUAGUUCACAGUUAAAUUUUUCAAGUAAAGAUUCUCCAGGAAAUCCCCACAAUCGAAGCAGUGGCAGUGGUUCUGUGACAGUAACAGUCAGCAUUGGUGGAAAUGGAGAGACAAAUUCUGUGAGCUCCACAGCAACCCUCACCACCGCAACCAUCACCACCACCUCUUCUUCCAACAUAGGUGGGGGGUCCUGUACCCUUAACUCUACCAUCACUGCCUCAACUAUCACAACUUCCACCAAUACCAGCACAUUAAGUAAUCCUGGUGGCCCCCAAACCUCACCAACCAGCAAUGUGAGCACCACAAGCCUGAGCAGUAUCAGCAGUAACAACAGCACACCCUCCACCAUAAAUAACAGCACCAAUAAUGUGAGUGGUGGUGUGGCCAAUAAUAAAUCGCCUCCUUCCCCACAAGUGACUCAAUACCCACCACCUCCUAUACCAGACGUCACUCAGGAGAAUCGAGAAUGAGUCUCAUGUUGGUUUGUAGUGAAUGGUAGCAAUUUGAGCAAACAUGAGACAGCCUAUUGUAUGUCUAUAGAGUGAGGAUGUGUCUUGAGGCAUAGAUUCCCCCUUUUUAUUUUUUUUAUCUAUUUAUUUAUUUUAUUUAUUUAUUUAUUUAUUAUUAUUAUUAUUAUUAUUAUUAUUAUUAUUAUUAUUAUUAUUAUUAUUAUUAUUAUUAUUAUUGUUAUUAUUAUUAUUAUUAUUAUAUUGUUUUUUAUAAGUGGGGAAAGUACUAUCAUGAACUGAAAGGUCACAGUGUGGGAGACAGGUUUGAUUUGAGGUAGCAGAUUCUCAACUCUUCCCAUCUGGACCUCAUUUGAAAUAUCACAAAUGUUAAUAUUAUUAUUAUUAUUAUUAUUAUUAUUAUUAUUAUUAUUAUUAUUAUUUAUUUAUUUAUUUAUUUAUUUAUUUAUUUGAUUUACUUAUUUUUAAUUUAUUUUUUAUUUAUUAUAUUUUAUAUAUUUUAUUUUAUUUUAUUUUUAUUUUUUAUUUUAUUUAUUUUAUUUUAUUUAUUUUUUCUUUUUUUUUUCUCCCUGGUCUGAAAAAGGCCAAUAGACAAAUACAUGACUUAUGACUGAAGAAAAGAAAGGUGUAUUGAUUGUAUAUAUAUAUAAGUGAGUGGCAUUGAAUUAUAUUGCUGUUAGAAGAGUGUUCCUUCUGCUCAAAGUGAACGCCUGGACCUUCUUUGUGUGACAGGGCUCUGGUGACCAUAACUUCACAGUGACUGAUAAAUAUUUGUGAAUGUGUUGCCAGGGAAUUUUGUUGAGACUACAGUGAAGAAGAGAAUUUGUGUGUGAACAUUUUGGGGGUUGAAGGACAAAGAAGGAAGUGAAAGGAAUACUUGUAUUUUUGCAUCCUGAUAGACAGCAAGUGGCUUUUGAAAUUAAAAAUUCUUUGAAAUUCUUUUUUCAGACAUAAAAUUUCUUGUAUGUGUGGUAGUCUAAAAAUUGUCCUUGAUAUCUUAUAUUUUUUUUUACUUAGUAUUGUAAUUUUCAUAAAUACACUUCCAAGGAUGUCCUGAAUUCAGUAUUUACAUGUUAAAUUGUACUUUGUAUGUACUGAAGUCUCUCCACUUGUGACUAGUCAAGCAGUGAGCAGCAGAAGCUCCUUAGUUAUUCUGCAGUUUUUCACAGCCUUACAAGGCACCACCUGCCUACUGACAAGUAAAAUUUUGACAGAUGGUAUUGCAUGAAGUGUCAGUGUGCACUGUACAGGUGUUGCUGAAGAACACAUUGCCUGUUAAUAGAGCAAAGCACCCGGCCUUCACUAGCCAAGUGCCAACUCCAUGUUAACCUCACUGGAAGAGGAAGCAGUCUUGAGAGCCUCCUUGCACAUUGUCUGCUCUUGCAAAGUGCAGUGUGUUUAGAAGCAAAGACUUGCCAAUUAUUCAAUGGGUUUUUUGUAGUGGGAUUUAGGCUGUGCCUAUAAAUGAUAUGACACCUUUUUCCAUUGAAGUGAUAUUUCACCAGACAUGAGGCUCUAAGCUUGAAUUCUUUGUUUGGGUUCCAUGGUUAUAUUUUGUGAUACAAUUGGAUAAUGGUAAAAGAUGACCUGGAUUUUUCAAUGCCAUGAUGUGAAAGAACAAUUAUAACUUUAUAAGAACCCAAAUCCUAAAGAGAUUUGAUAUUCCACACCACUAUCUUAAUUGAAUAUUACUCUUGCUGACCACCAUUUCAAGUCACACCCCUGCACCAAUUACCCGAGCACAACCUUCAGCUCGGGACUAAUGAGACAUGUACCAUUGUGAGCUCACUGCCGACCAGGGCACUUGGUUGGAGUUCCUGAGGGUGUAUCCCAACAAGAAUGCACAGGAGGGAACCUGCUGAAGGUUGUGGCAGCAGGGAGCUCACAAAUCCUGCUUAUUGUCUGUGAGCCACGUACUGCUGCAAAGGUGUAACCAACCACCUGUUGUUGUGACUUAGUAAGUUUUGUAUGAAAACUUUUGUUAGUUCCCUAUUUCUGAUAAAUGAUGAAACAGUUUGGAGUGGAACUAGUGGUAGCAGUGAGACACCAUCUGUAGGAGCUGAUCCAGCCUCAUGCAUCUGCUUGUUACUGUCUUGUUUGCCUACUAAUGUAUUAUAGGUUUCCCACACAGAUGCCUUUUUUGUUUUAAGGACUUCAUUUUUUGAAUGCUAAAAACUUUAGCUAUUGGAGAGUGAGUGGCUGGCUGUACUGCAAAUUUUAAAUGAUAUAUGCAUAUUAGGUAUUUGCAGGAGGUUUGAAAAUAUUGGUAAUUUUUUUCAUUAUAUUUGCUGCCACAAACUGUGAUUAUAAAAAAAAAAAUGUGAAGACAUGUAAACAGUGUAUGAUGUAGUAUUUUCAUGUUACUACCUUGUCAAUAAUUGUAAAGCACCAGAGAAUACUUGUAUAUCACUGUAUAAGAUAUAAUUUAAUGGAAAUGGAGCAAUUUUUUAUUGAAAUCAUUUAACAGAUUUAUUUUUAUGCUGAUUCCCUCUUCCUUCAACAUCAUGCUUUUGUGUCUAAAAAUAAAACCAUUGCUUA